CUGGCGGUAAAAUUCAAAUAUCAAAACAUUAAAAAUCUUUGGUGCCAGAUUCAUGAAUCAGGAUGUUUUUAUCUGUUCAAUCGCUCGAAAACAAGCAAGUUCGUGCAAUAAAGCACAAAGGUGAUCAGUCAGCUGAUGAAAAAGGAACUGGGGCAUCACAGAAGAAAUUCACUGGGAAUGAUGCCAAUAACAGUGUCAGUAACACAUACACAAGUCUACACAAGAGAAAGUCCCCAUUCGCCAAUAAAAAUAGCACAGAAAACAAGCGUGAUGGCACACGUGCUUGCAAACUGGUAAAGCGAAGUGAAAGCUGCAGACCGUUUACGAGCAGUGGACAGCAGCCUCUCAGCACUAAACAUGCCGCUGCCAGACCCCACGAAGACGGGGGCAUAACGAUGAGAGAGAGACUAGAGACGUGGAGAAAGAUGAAGGAGAACCGUGCCACAGAACCAAAACCACAACAGAAACCAAAGGUGUGGAACAGUGUGAUGAAUGCAUCUGCUACAGGCCAAGAACAUAGACCACUGACCGCAAAGGUAGGAAAGCCGGUCACAAGACAUCAGUCUGUGUCAAGACCUGUUGGGAAACCUACCCGUAACAUGAUGGCCACUGCUAAGCCAACUAGGGAAGCUCCAAUGGCUGUGAUGUUGACAAAGGGCAGUCCAAGUGUGAAAAACACUAGGAAGAGCUUCAGCUCACACUUUCAUGACAAAGUAAUGAACCCACAACAGGAAGCCAAGAUAUGGAACAGCACAACGAAUUCGGUGUCAGCAUCAGUCGAAGAACCCAAGCCGGUGAAGCCAAUGACCACGAAGAUGGGAAAGCCAGUUGUAAGAAAAUCGUCCAUGACAAAACCGGUGGCGAAACACACUACUAACAUGGCCACUAAGAAGUCAACCAACGUAGCUACAGUGUUGGCAAAACGCAGCCCAAAUCUUAAAAAUAUUAGGAAGAGUAUCAGCUCACAGUUUCGUCGCUCAACAGUGGCACUACCAACUGCUACAACUUCUCGCAAUUCUGCGAUUGCACGGUCGCCAAGGUCUCAGCUCAUCAAGAAGAAGGUACCCGGAUCAGACAAGCCACAAAGAGCAUCAUUAAAUAAUGCAGCAAAUGGCUCAGCCAAUAACAGCACCGUCUCUCGGGUCACACCAAGUAGGCAGCAUAUCCUUACAACCCCAAAAGCGCCCUCUAGUGGAACAGAGAUGACCUCGCAGAAGCGGCGGCGUCGAACCAAUUCCUUCACACUGGAACUUGACGAGAGCAACAGCCGGGACCUGCCCGUGGCAACCCCGCCGAUAAAGCAGAAACGCCGCACGGUCCACUUCUCCAGCAAGCUGUCAGGCAGCGCUGAGGGCCACUUCAAACCAGUGAAGACACCCGGCAGGUCGUCCAUCCCACUACCUUCUCCUGCACCGAAGGAAUGUAGGAGAAGGCCCAGUUUGCUUACUCCUACAAAGGUCUCGCCCCGCAGGCGAUCUGUUGCGACUAUGCAGAGACGAUCGCCUCGAAAAUCCAUCUCAACACCGCUGCAGGGCAGGAAGGUAGAAAAGGAAAACAUCAAGCAAAAGCUCAACACAUGGUUGGAAUCGAGAAGCAAGACUCCCACCCGCUAUCGGCACAUGAUGUGUUUUGGCUGCCAUCCCCACAACAAAGCUCUGCCACAGGAGAAACGUAAUUUGAAGUCUCGCGUGAGUAUGCCUACUCUUGCACGUCCAGCAAAGCCGAAACCAGUUGGACAGUUCCUCGAGGAGACUUUAGCGAGCAUGGGUGAUGCUAUCGUGAAAAGACAAGACUUGGUUUUCGAGGAACUAAGUGGACUUCUGCAGGAAUGCAAUCAGCUCGUUGACGAGGGCUGUCCGACGGAGAGCAUCACUGAGUGGCUCGAUGAAAUCGCCGAGCAGAUGCCUCUCGCUAAGCACACGGCGAAGUACUGGGUCGUGCAGAGCCGCCUGGUGGAGCGCACUGGAGACACCGCCGCCGUGCUCGAAGUGUUUAACCGCGCCAUCGCCCGCCAUGCCGCGAAACCGGCUGAGGAGCUUGCGAUGGCCAUGCAGCAGUUCCUGGAGCGACUGCAGAAGAAGUCGCAGCCAGUCGAGACGGCGGCGCCAUCUGGUGGCCACGAAACGAAUCUUUUUACAGAUUCAGGCAAUGAAAUUUACGGAGAUACGCCAAAUGGGUCCGAUGUGUCGCACGGGACUUCUGCAUCCAGCAAGCGCAAGUACCGACGGCGCUGGACAGAGGGCGCUCCUAGUCUGUCCCUUGCAACAAAUGAUGGUAAAGUUGUUGUCUCAUCGGGGAACAGAGGCAGGCAGGCGCUGCAGGAAUGUAACAUGUUUGAGUCAACUGUUGUCAAGUACAGCAUCUCGACGAACACGCCGAUAUUCCGCAAGGUCAAGUCGGCACUUGACCUUGACCUGCCAACACCUUCGGCGAUUGUCACUCCCGUGCGAAGGUCAACGCGGUGGGAGUUGAGUGGCGCCAGCCUUCCCAGCAUGCUUGCUGAUCACGACAAGUGCGUGCGUAACCUGGAGGAACUGACAGAGGAUGACAAGGAGAACUUAGUCUACAAACCAAAUGACGCACUGCAGAUAUCAUAUUGAAGCCGUGCAGACGUUCAUUUAGAUUUUUUUAUUUAGGGUUGUCCAGUGUUCAGUGAUCCAAUGAGUCUAUCUGUGGUCUAUUAUGUGAAAAAGCUCUUAUACUUUUAAUGGGAACAUACAUGAACUGAGGAGAAACUUUGUAAAUGCAAUUGGAACAUGAAAUAUUGCAGCUGGUAGUUGUGUUACUAGUAAUCUGUUAACUGCUAUAAAAACGUUAUGGUCUUAUUCUGGAAAUAGGUCAAGGAAUAUAGACAUAAUGUUCAUUGGACCUGCUCAUUUUUACAACUGCCUUCUGCUAUAAUAAUACCAGGAGUAGAUAAUAGAAGACUCUAUUAUUAUCUAUUAUCUACUAUUAUCUACUAUUAUCUACUAUAUUAUCUACUAUUAUCUACUCCUGAUAAUACAUAGCAAGUGUGAAGUAGGUGCACUACAUUACAUAUACAUGUUGGUUGUGGUGAAGUAUAUUAUCGCAAGCGAAUAUGUUAGUUUUAUUAGUUUCUUAUGCAGCAAUUACCACCUAUUUAUGAAUGGUCAACACUUCAGUAGUUUUUCUUAUUGCAUAUGGUGUAAUAACUAUAAUUGCAGGUUGUCAUGACAUUAUCUGGAGUGAAUGAAAACAAGCAUGAAAUGAGAAACAACAAAACAUGUUCAUUCACUCCUGAUAUUAUCUUGAUAUUAUAGACAAUGAUUUUAUAUAACAAGCAGUUUUAAUGGAAAUGUAUAAUUAUGAAGCUCUUAAUGGCAUGAAAAAAACAUGGUACGUUAAUUAUAGGGAUGAUGCUGAUAGUGAUAUAUGCAGGAGUGAAUACCUAUUUCAUUUAAUUUUAUUCACUUCUGAUAAGAUAUAUGCUAACGAUGCCCAUUUAAAAUACUUAUAUCGGCCAAUUUGCUAAUUCUACUUGAAAAUGCUGGUGAGAUUUACGAGGUUCAUGUACAAUAAAUAUUUUGUAGUCACCGAAAUAAACAGGAAGAUAAAUUUUAA
This is a messenger RNA of Priapulus caudatus, 3582 nucleotides long. Its product is annotated as cytoskeleton-associated protein 2-like. Bases 63 to 2600 code for a protein of 845 amino acids. The transcript has 5 exons. The record is from RefSeq and is a predicted model, not a curated record. Gene Ontology annotation, biological process: negative regulation of microtubule depolymerization. Gene Ontology annotation, cellular component: microtubule cytoskeleton. Lineage: Eukaryota; Metazoa; Priapulida; Priapulimorpha; Priapulimorphida; Priapulidae.